AGACUCAGCAGCAAAAUGCAGCGGCUGCAUCUUCUCUGCCUCAGUGUCCUGGUGCUGGGACAUAUCCUGGAUGUGCACUGCGGGAACAACGUCCUUGACUGCUGCCUGCGGACCAGUGAGAAGCCCAUCCCACGGAGAAUAGUGCAGGAUUAUCAGCUCCAGCUGCUGAAGGAUGGCUGUGACAUCCUGGCUGUCGUGUUCAUUACCACAAGGGGCAAGCGCCUCUGUGCCCCUGUCGAAGUGCCAUGGGUGGUUCGCCUCCAAGAAAAGCUGGAUGCCAACCCUGCCAGGAAGGCCAAACAGCAGAGCCAGUAG
Dryobates pubescens (Downy woodpecker) is the source of this 315-nucleotide messenger RNA. RefSeq names its product C-C motif chemokine ligand 19 (gene CCL19). Gene Ontology annotation, cellular component: extracellular region. The transcript is spliced from 4 exons. Bases 16 to 315 code for a protein of 99 amino acids. Gene Ontology annotation, molecular function: chemokine activity; CCR chemokine receptor binding. NCBI's taxonomy places the organism in Eukaryota, Metazoa, Chordata, Aves, Piciformes, Picidae. The record is from RefSeq and is a predicted model, not a curated record. Gene Ontology annotation, biological process: neutrophil chemotaxis; cellular response to type II interferon; inflammatory response.